Varanus komodoensis (Komodo dragon) is the source of this 4322-nucleotide messenger RNA. It is a transcript of the gene LPCAT2, whose product is annotated as lysophosphatidylcholine acyltransferase 2. Gene Ontology annotation, cellular component: endoplasmic reticulum. The transcript has 14 exons. NCBI's taxonomy places the organism in Eukaryota, Metazoa, Chordata, Lepidosauria, Squamata, Varanidae. Gene Ontology annotation, molecular function: 1-acylglycerophosphocholine O-acyltransferase activity; calcium ion binding. The coding region runs from base 1 to 1680 and encodes 559 amino acids. The record is from RefSeq and is a predicted model, not a curated record.
AUGACAGGAUUGGACUUUGAGGAGAUGAGGCAAGAGUUCGGAUACGGGAGCUCGCGCAGGCGCCUUGGCGGCAGGGAGGAGCGAGGGCGUCGCAGCAUCUGCCGGUUCCCCUUGGAGAAUUGCGGCGAUGACUCCGUGCAGCGCAGCGCCCGCGUCGGGAGCCGCGGCCGCCGCCCCCGAGGGCAGCGCCACCGGCGGCAUGGCGCCGCAGCCGGCGGCCAGGUUCUUCCCGCUGCCCAGGCAGCAGUCGCUCGCCUCGCCCUUGGUGCUCAACCCCUUCGUGCAGGAGGCGCGCCUGGACGCGAAGGACAAAUCCCGGUGUCCUACUCUGUCCUCGCAUUCUUGGGUCGUGCCUUGUUCUUCGUGAUGGGCUUCCAAGUCAACGUGAAAGGGGAACCAGCCAGCCCAGAGCAAGCGCCCAUCCUUGCCGCUGCACCCCACUCCAGCUUCUUCGAUGGGAUUGUCUGUGUCAUGGCCGGCCUGCCAUCAAUAGUAUCUCGGCAAGAAAACCUCGCCGUGCCCAUUAUUGGCCGAAUCCUAAGUGCUCUCCAGCCAGUUUUGGUGUCCCGGGUUGAUCCUGAUUCUCGGAAGAACACAAUCAAUGAAAUAAAGCGACGCGUGACUUCGGGAGAACACUGGCCCCAAAUCUUGAUUUUCCCAGAAGGCACAUGCACGAAUCGGUCAUGUCUCAUCACAUUUAAACAAGGGGCGUUUGUCCCAGCUGUCCCUGUUCAGCCAGUGCUUAUUCGGUACCCAAACAAGCUGGAUACCGUGACCUGGACGUGGCAGGGCUACAACUUCAAAGAGUUGCUCGUCCUGACUUUGUGCCAGUUCUGUACAAAAGUUGAAGUUGAGUUCCUUCCUGUCUAUAAUCCAACCGAGGAAGAAAAGAACGAUCCAAUUCUUUUUGCCAGUGGAGUCCGUAACGAAAUGGCAAGUGCUUUAGAUGUGCCAGUCACGGAUCACACGUAUGAGGACUGCAGGCUGAUGCUUUCUGCAGGGCAGCUGACGCUGCCCAUGGAGGCCGGCUUGGUGGAAUUCACGAAGAUCAGCAAGAAGUUGAAUCUAAAAUGGAACAACAUCCGAGAGCAGCUGGAUCAGUUUGCCACAAUCGCCAGCGCCUCCAAAGGUGGCAGGAUCGGCAUCGAGGAGUUUGCCAGCUACCUGAAGCUGCCCGUCUCCAGCGUUCUUGAAGAGCUGUUUGCCCUUUUCGACAGGAACGGAGAUGGUUCCAUUGACUUCAGAGAAUACGUGAUCGGCUUGUCUGUUCUGUGCAACCCUGCCAACACAGAACAGAUAAUCCAAAUGGCGUUUCAGCUCUUUGACCUUGAUGACGACGGUGUCAUAACUGAAGAUGAAUUUGCCUUAAUUAUCCGCUCCUCGCUCGGGCUGCCUGACCUUGACGUUUCUAAUCUCUUCAAGGAAAUAGAUGCUGACAACACUAACAAGCUCUCCUAUGAGGAGUUCAAAGAUUUUGCCCUGAAACAUCCUGAGUACGCCAAGCUAUUUACAACUUAUCUUGAGCUGCAACGCUGCCAGUUGUUUCCAGAGACAGAAUUCGCUUCCUGUAUACCCACUGCAAAAUCCUCCAUUUCACAGACCUCUGUACCAAGGAAUAAAGUUUGUCCUCAGACCUCUGCAGAUGACCACUCAAACGUCUCUGAUAAAAAAGAAGACUGAAUGUCAAGAGGCUGCGAAUAUUAUUUUGUUUUGUUUUUAACUUAACCUGCGUAAGGAUGCUUUUUCUUAAAAAUCAGAAUGAAUUUAUUUUUAUUAUAGAAAGUGAAGACACAGAUUAAAUGGCUUUAUUAAAAAUGCUGAGAGCAACUAUUUCUAAUGAUUCCCCACCCCCUUGUUUUUGCCUCAGGAACUGUGUUUUCUUUGCUCCUGUUUUACCCAACGAUUUGUAUCAAGCAGAAGAUACAACGAGGGGCUUUUCAAUCAGAAAAAAAGCAUAUUUUUUCCUCUUUGCUUUCUGGCAGGAGUUUCUGAACUGUCAAGGACUAUUCCUGGAUGACGCUACAGAUUUUUCCCAGUUCUGAGCUAGUUUGGCAAGAAUUGCAACAUCGUAAACAAAGAGAGAUGAAGCUUACCUCUCAAGUGGGCUUCAUAGCAAAACCACAUCAUCCUUUUUUUCUAGUACUUAUCCGCAAUUCCCCAUCCAUCCAAAUCCUACAAGCCUACAGAAGAUGCUACCACCCCCUGUCUCCCCAUCACUUUACUUCUGCUUCUCUACCUUGGCUAGUUUGUUAGAUGUCCGUGGAGAUUGCUUCCUUGAUGGUACAGCUGUGUGAACCAGCAACAUUGGAGUCUGCCAAACUUGUGGAGGGGGUAGGAGCUGCUUCAGGGGCUGCCAUGCCUUUCAGAAAAGAGGAACAUGUUGAGACAAGAAAAGCUCUUCCAUGUACCACAGCCACUUCACACGCUAUUUGAAGUGCAAGAGCCAAAGGUUGGCCUACAGAUAAGAUGGUUGAGGUGAAGAUGCGAAGAUAAGCCCAGAAAUCACCCCUCAUGCAUUCUUUCAUGUGCUCAGCCCUGGCCAGGAAGCAACCCAAGCCAGGAUCAAGUCCACAAAUGCUCAGGAACACUAGUGACUAUUUCCACAAAAUAUGAAAAGUACGUAAUUCUUCAGAGUAUGCAAUGCCCACAAGUCACGUAUGAAGAAGUGGAACACCAUUGAACAGACUGGUGGACUUGUUUGGACUCUCUUCCUGAUGGAUGCCCAUGGGAAUGCUUAGAGAAGAGAGAAAGUGGGACACCACCCAGGGAGCCAAGUGGAGAAAAUCCAGUGGAUUCCCACCACUAAACCAGAUUCCUCACACAUCUCUAGUUGGGGCAGCCUGGUAGAGCAAUUGUGUCCAUUAACCCUGGAAAAAUCUUGAGAUAUAAUAGAGUUUGAGAGGUCAAGCCAGGGAGAUAAUUUCCUGACCAACUGAAAAUGAAGAGAAGCAAGAGAUAUGGUGAAUUUUAUCCCACUGAGCAUCACAGGUUACCAGAUGGCCCUUUUCUAAAAUGGCAAGUGUGGGCAACACAAAUAUUCCACUAUCCCCAAAUAACUCUGAAAUACUGACAGCGCACAGUGAGGGAAAAUGUGUUUUCCUUUAAAACAAGGAGAAUGUGCAGCUGGUUUUCAUGUAAAGCUCCUUCUAGGAAAACAGAGUUGUGGGAAACCAGGUGCAUGCGUCUCUUCUUUUAAAUGGAAAAUACUAAUUUUUCUUCCUUUCUGCUAGUACAUUUCAGAAGCUGAUCUUGCUGCAGAACCUCCAGGCUUGCCCAUCCCUGUAUUAGUAUGACAGAGUUUUUUCUGCCAGUGCUCACGAGAUUAACAAUAACUGCUAACUUAAGCAUGUGGGAAUCCAAGCUUAAGACCUAUGUUUAUGUGGUCCUCUUCUUCCAGAGCUUUCUUUCAUCCCUUUGAAACUGUGAUAAAAUGGCCCAAGCUUGGGGAAAACCAAACCUGGGCUAGGAGAAUAACUAAGACAAUUCCAGUUUUGAGAUAUAAAAAAUCAUUGAAGUCCAAGAAUCAGUACACAAUGUAAUGAUGUCCACCAAAUCUGGAUGGCUUUCAACAGGGGCAUGAUCAAUUCCUGGAGGAUAAGAAGCCUUGGUGACUAUAGGUUACCCAUGCCAGUUGCUGAAGAACAUUGGUGGGACAAAGAUUUUUGCCCUCAUAUCCUGCUUAUGGGAACCUGAGCGCAGGUGGAGGGAAUGCCCAAGUAGGUGGACCUUUGCUUCGAUCUCAAAUGGCUUUUAUGUUCACAUCGAAAGAGUGUCAGAAAUGGUCAGCUGCCUUUACAAGAAAAGGAAACCAAAUUAACUAGCUCAACUAUCCAAAAACCCUAGAAAUAAUUUAUCAAAGCAAGGUGGGACAAAGCCCCUGGAACCUUGCAGUGUUCUGUAGCCUUGAGUCUUUGCCAGCCCUGUGUAGGCAAACGACAAUUUCACAGUCAAAGUGGUUAGUAUGCAGGACGCAGUCGGAUAUUGACCAAUAGCCCAAAUUGACUUGACCUUUGGGUGAUUCCUACCUGUACGCAUGUAACCUAAGUCUGAAAAAGCCUAUGAUGCAAACCAAUAGAUUUAGAAAUCCUUAUAUUAGGAUGGGCAGAUCUAUAAAUUUUAGUUCUCAGUUUCUCAUGUUUCCAAUAUUCCAUUCUGUUUGUCCUGAACUUUCUGAAUUUUUCCCAUUUGGUUUGUCUUGAAGAUUUAUAAUUUAAAAUAUGAAGGUAGUGUGAAAAUGUGUAUUUCUCCUUGUGUAUAUAUUUUUUCCAGAUAUGUCUAUUUUUCUAUGCAACUGUGCCUAAUAAAUUUGUUUACGCAAGCCA